Macrosteles quadrilineatus (aster leafhopper) is the source of this 2295-nucleotide messenger RNA. RefSeq names its product endochitinase. Lineage: Eukaryota; Metazoa; Arthropoda; Insecta; Hemiptera; Cicadellidae. Gene Ontology annotation, molecular function: chitin binding; chitinase activity. The record is from RefSeq and is a predicted model, not a curated record. Gene Ontology annotation, biological process: chitin catabolic process; carbohydrate metabolic process. Bases 141 to 2018 code for a protein of 625 amino acids. Gene Ontology annotation, cellular component: extracellular region. The transcript is spliced from 11 exons.
CUCCAGAACCCGUUCGUCCACUCCCCUCCUGACUGUCACAGUUUACAGUGUCAGACCCUGCCAAGGUCCGCCGUAGUCGCGGGUCAGUGCUCUCUGGAGCCAACCACUAAGCACAGAUAUUAUAUUCGCAGCCCAGCAGGAUGGGCACAAUUCACUAUAUGUUAUGUGUCGUCUUCGUUCUGGUGUCUGGCUGGACGGUCCACGCAGAACAAGACUCAAAAAUAGUGUGCUACUUCAGCAACUGGGCCAUCUACAGGCCGGGCCUGGGUCGCUACACCAUCGAUGACAUCCCCGCCGAUAUGUGCACCCACCUCAUCUACUCCUUCAUAGGAGUCAGCAACGUCACUUGGGAGGUGCUCGUUCUAGAUCCAGAGGUUGAUGUGGAACAGAAUGGCUACAAGAACUUCACGGCACUGAAGGCGAAAAUCCCGGGACUGAAGACCUCAGUGGCAGUGGGAGGAUGGGGUGAAGGAGGCCGCAAGUACUCGGCGCUUGUCUCCAUGAAGGAGAGGAGAGACUCCUUCAUCCGCAGCGUGGUUGAGUUCAUGCACAAGUACGACUUUGAUGGGUUCGACCUGGACUGGGAGUACCCGGGCGCGGCGGACCGAGGAGGAAGCUUCAGUGACAAGGACAAGUUCUUGUUCUUCGUGGAGGAGCUGCGGAGGGCCUUCAUCGCCGAGGGCAAGGGCUGGGAGAUCACAAUGGCAGUCCCGCUCGCCAAGUUCCGUCUCAACGAGGGCUACCACGUGCCCGAACUGUGCGAAUUGCUGGAUGCUAUCCACGUGAUGGCCUAUGACCUAAGAGGCAACUGGGCAGGGUUCGCUGAUGUACACAGUCCGCUGUAUCGCCGGCCUAGCGACCAGUACGCCUACGAGCUGCUCAACGUGAACGAUGGGUUGGAGUUAUGGGUGAGUUUCGGCUGUUCCCCGGACAAGCUGGUGGUGGGUGUGCCGUUCUACGGCCGCUCCUUCACCCUGAGCGCUGGCAGCACCAGCUACGCGCUGGGCUCAUACAUAAACAAGGAGGCUGGAGGCGGUGCUCCGGGCAACUACACCAACGCCAAGGGAUUCCUCGCCUACUACGAGAUAUGUGACUAUCUGCAAGAGGAAGACGGCGGAUGGACCGAGAAGUGGGACGACGUGGGAUUCUGCCCCUAUGCGUACAAAGGCACUCAGUGGGUCGGGUUUGAGAACGAGAAGAGUCUUCAGAUCAAGAUGGACUGGAUCAAGCAGAAGGGGUACGCAGGGGCGAUGACGUGGGCUAUAGACAUGGACGACUUCAACGGCGUGUGUGGCCCAAAGAACCCACUGAUCCAGGUGCUUAACAAGGGCAUGAGAGGGUACGUUGUGCCAACUCCUACAAUCACCACUACGCCCAGGCCUGAGUGGGCAAGGCCACCCAGCACACCGUCGGCAGAUGGAGUUAAACCAACGAAAAGACCAACUCAUAAGCCGAAACCUAAACCGAAGCCGACCCGAAAACCAACAACUCCAAAACCGACAACCGAGGAACCUCCGGUAGAAAACCCAUUGCCAGAGGAAAAUGUACCAGAGGAACCGAUGGUUAAACCACCCAUGCCUGAGAAGCCAAAGCCUAAGCCUCCAGCCGCAGAGAAACCGAGGCCUCCCAAACCAACCAGACCAAUCGGAGAACCUACCGAGGGAUGUCCCUGCGAACACGAGCCAGCGACGACCAGCAAACCCGUGGCUACCACGACACGGCGCCCACACACGACCUCUAGACGUCCUGCCACGACCACAGAGGAGGCCGAGGAGCCGGGGGAGGUGAUAGAGGCUGAGGAACCUCCUGCGGGCGAGACACAGGCCGACGUUGACUGCUCCAACGACGGGUUCAAGGCACACGCCAAGUGUAACAAGUACUACCAGUGUGUACACGGACAAGCGCUCGAAUUCGAGUGUAAGCUAGGAACAGUUUGGAACACGGAGAUUAACAUUUGCGACUGGCCUGAGAACUCUCGUCGCCCAAACUGCCGGACCUUCUACAAUCAAAAGAAAUGAAUAUCUGACCCCAGGAUGGGUUAAUUUGACAAAAACAGAGUCUUUUUAAAAUGAUUAUCUUCAUCAUCUAAGUUCUAAGUACAGAGUUUAGUCAAACAUACAAUGUAGUCAAAAUAGUAAUUAUUAUCUACUUAAGAUACUGUGCCAUAUUGUUAAGCCAAGUCUUAUUACAUGUAGUGAUAAUACAGUGUUUCAAUAACAAUGAAGACUCAAUUUUGAAUUAUUGCAUUGUUUGUAACAUUUCUUGAGUGCCAUAUAAUAAAUAGAAUGUCAGAAA